Gymnogyps californianus (California condor) is the source of this 1962-nucleotide messenger RNA. RefSeq names its product TAFA chemokine like family member 3 (gene TAFA3). Gene Ontology annotation, molecular function: receptor ligand activity. The transcript has 6 exons. The record is from RefSeq and is a predicted model, not a curated record. Lineage: Eukaryota; Metazoa; Chordata; Aves; Accipitriformes; Cathartidae. The coding region runs from base 130 to 531 and encodes 133 amino acids.
CAUGGGCAGCGGCGGCCCCGGCCCGCACGGACGGCACCGGCAGAUGCACUGAUGUCUGCCCCUUGCAAAGACCUGACCUACCCGAGGUUGGCAGAUGCGCAGGUGUUAGUGUGAAUCCCCAGAAAAAGAAUGAGUGAGAGAGACAUACAAAGCCUGAGCAAAUGGGUUUUCGUGCUCGCUCUCUGCCUUACCACUCUGUGGGGAAGACUGACGCUGGCCUCCACCCAUCACAGAAGCCAUUCAGCGCACGUAGAGCCCGGCACGUGCGAAGUCAUUGCAGCUCACAGGUGCUGCAAUAAGAACAAGAUCGAGGAGCGCUCCCAGACAGUGAAAUGCUCCUGCUUCCCGGGGCAGGUGGCAGGGACGACACGGGCGGCUCCCUCCUGCGUGGACGCCUCCAUCGUGCUGCAGAAGUGGUGGUGCCAGAUGGAGCCGUGCCUCGACGGGGAGGAGUGCAAGGUGCUGCCCGACCUCUCGGGCUGGAGCUGCAGUAGCGGCAACAAAGUGAAGACGACCAAGGUCACACGAUAGCCUCCGUGCGACUUGGCGGCGGCUGACCAGCCUCGGCGUGGGUCCCCGGUGCUCUGCAGAGCCGUGAGCAGCAGGAGGUGGCCUGGCUGGGCAGUGCCUGCGGAGGCGGGAUGCUCCAGGGCUGCCGUCCUGCGUCUGCUGGCAGGACUGUGCCAGGUACCGGAUCAGAGCAUCCGCUGAGCCCCAGCUUCCCCGGAGGCUGCAAGUAUGGGACCCCAGCGCAGCUGCAAGACUCUUGCCACUCCAACGUCCCCUCCUGCCCUGUGGACACACUCACCGACCAAGAAAUGGGCUCGUUUUCCUAUCCUCUUAAAUAAAAUACUCCAAUCAUGUAAGAGCUGUUGACAAUACAGAGACAGACAGACAGCGGUCCCCCAAAAUGGGCUUUAUUCUGAAAUAGCUGAAAUCAUUGCUGUGAGUUGCCUUUCCCCAUCUCCCAAGAAGUUGAAUCCGGGUUGCCGUCAGGAAUUGGGAAGUUAAUGGUUGUGUGAAACCCUCCCCCGUUUGGCUCACAACUCCUGGCCCGGUGGGUUCCCAGGAGCAGGCGCUGAGCUCCAGCCCGAUCUUGUGUCACCCGGGGGUCGGGGGGCUGCUCCGACCACCAGAGCGUUGUGCUUUCCCUGCCCCGUAACCUGGCUGCUGUGACUACGUGUGGCGGAUGCAUCAGCGUGGCCAGGAUGUCUGACAUCCCGUCAGCCCCUGGAGAUGGUGAAAUGUCUCCAUGGAGCAUGCUGCUGGUUUCUGCUUCCUCGGUAAUUGCAUUAAUCAGGCUGUGAGUUUAAUAUCUGUUCUCUACCGUGCAAGUCCCAGGCACCAAGUUACUGCUUGUGUUUGCAAUCGAAUUUCAGAAUAACACGCGGGGGGAAGCCCUCUUCUGUCUGCGGGUCUGGUGUGCCUGACACCGUGCAGAUGCCCAGCCAGAGACCCAGACCGAGCCAGGCUUCAUUGCAUUAAUUCAAAAUAAAGAAAAAUGUACCGUCUCCUGGUCCUGAGCUCGUGACCUUCUCCAGGAUGCAUUGUUUCCCCUGGCGUGGCAGCUUGAGCGGGAGAGGACGGGAGCCCUGUGGUCCCGCUGUCGGCAGGACUGGGGACACCGGGGCUGCUGCACUGGUGGGGCUGGUGGCACACGGCCUGAGCGAGAGCAUCGCUGUGGGGGAACGUGGCCAAUGCCUCCCCGGGCACCCCAGCCCCGCUCUGUGGCCCGCGCAGGGAAACGUGCCGCCUCAGGAGGGGCCGGGGGCUGGAGCCGGCGUGGGGGCUGGCAGCACGGCGCGCUGCCCGGGGACACUGGUGUGCGUGCAGCCGCCUGCCUCUGUGCUCCGGCUGCCACCCGUGGGACUCGUUAUUUAGACGUUUUUGUAACGGGGUAUGUAAUACGUGCUCCAGAUGUGAUGUAAAUACCAGACUGUGAAAUAAUAAAUUCAUUUUAAU